Molecule: messenger RNA, 989 nt
Organism: Hordeum vulgare subsp. vulgare (domesticated barley)
Lineage: Eukaryota; Viridiplantae; Streptophyta; Magnoliopsida; Poales; Poaceae
Product: ethylene-responsive transcription factor 7-like
Exons: 1
Coding region: 244-813 (189 amino acids)
Biological process (GO): regulation of DNA-templated transcription
Molecular function (GO): DNA-binding transcription factor activity; DNA binding
Source: RefSeq, a predicted model, not a curated record
UUCACACCAUAGCCCACCCCACCCCACCGCGCCGCCUUCUACCCGCCGCCGCCUCCCAGCUCCAACACGACGGCUCCCUCUUCCCAUACCCCAAGAAGCAUCAAGGUUGUUUGAAGCUCGACGACGACGGCGACGGCGGCCUGACCAGAACCAGACGCUCUGGUGGUACCGUGCGAGGUCAAGAAACGUUUUUGCUCGAGGAGCGGAAGGAGAGUGAGGCGACAGCCGGGCCGGAGUUCUACUAUGAGGAACAGCACCGUGUGCGACGCGGCGGCGGCGGCGGCCGUGGGGGUGGGACUGGGCGUGGCGCCGAGGUACAGGGGGGUGCGGAAGCGGCCGUGGGGCAGGUUCGCGGCGGAGAUCCGGGACCCGGCCAAGCGGGCGCGGGUCUGGCUCGGCACCUACGACUCCGCCGAGGCCGCCGCGCGGGCGUACGACGUCGCCGCGCGCGCCCUCCGCGGCCCGCUCGCCACCACCAACUUCCCCCAGGACCUCGUCUCCUUCCCCGCGCUCCCGUCUCGACCGGCUUCCCCCGGCCCCGCCUGCAGCGCCAGCUCCACCGUCGAGUCCUUCAGCGGGCCCCGGGCCGCAAACGCCUGUCCGGUCGUGCCGCGCGCUCCGGCGCCGCUGGCGAAGCGGCCGGGCGGCGACGCGGGGUGCCAGAGCGACUGCGCCUCCUCGGCCUCCGUCGUGGACGACGGCGGCGACGAGGCCGCCUCGGCCGCGGCCGUACGUCCUCGCGCGCCAUUCGUGUUCGACCUCAACCUCCCUCCGCCGUCGGACGAGCUGUGCACCGAGCUGCGGCUCUGGUAGGAGGAUCCACCGUAACCGGAUCGCCGGAGAAAGAGAGACGGGGAUCGAAGCUAGCGAAUUUUUUUUAAUGUUUCUUCUAUUCUUUUUCCUCCUGAUUAGAUUAGACAGAUGAUGUGUGCAAGAGUGAUUGUACCACCACUACUAUUCUUUACGCAAUAAGAAUUGCGGUUGAUUGA